AAUUGAAGAAAAAAAAUGUAUUUUGCCUAAAGUGGGGUAAAUAAAUAAUAUAAAAAUUCAAUUUUUAGUAUUUUUUGAACCUUUUUUUAAGAAAAUUUAAAAGAAAUAAACCGAAAAGAAUUUAAAUACAAGUUAAAAAUUUGAUGUCGUUUGUCAAAUACGCAGUGGACAGCUGAUCGCUCGACACGACGGAUUGUCGAGACGUUUAUUUGCCUUUUUAAAAUAGUAAUAUAAGAUAAGAGAAAAAAAACGCUUUUCAAGUGCCUUAGGAAAAAAAAAGUAAACCCUACAAUAUUGUGAUUUUAUUUCCAAUAAAUGACAAUUUAAGAGGAGAAAAAAACUUUUGGAAAUUAUUUCCAGUAAUUUUUCAAUUAGUCAAUUGAGGUGCCAAGUUUUCGAGACUUUUCCCGACCUUAAUGGUUGCCGUUCGAUAGUUGGGAGGAUAAUGGAGGCCCGAGAUGGGGGAGUGCACCUGCUCUAAAAUUGCCAUCAUGCAGCUGUUCCAUGAGCUGAAGCAGCAAUUCCCAACACUCUCUGAUCACAUCGUUGCCGAGUGCAUCGCCCAGGAAGGACAUAAUAAGGAGACAUGUGCAAGAAGUCUGCGAGAAGCGCAAGAACGUCGUCCUUCGCCGGGAGCGUUCCCACCGCCUGGACCGAGCCAGGAACAGGGACGUGGUAUCGCUAUGAGUCAAGAACAAGUAGCGAUUAUUUCACAAGCACGUCCUCAUAGGCCUGGUGUUCUUGACAUUGGAUCGAGUCGUCGUAUCGUUAAUUGUACCCGAGUUCCGCCUAUUAAUUUCACACAGUCAUUGGAUUCGGGGACAUAUUGCAGUCCGGAGAUUGAACCCACUGGUUUUGAACUCAAUGUCAAUGUGGCCUGCAGUCCAGUGAAAACUACAGGUUUCGGAUUGCCGAGCGCGCCUCACAGGAGCGAGAUCGUCUUGGAGCCUCGUCCACACUACACGGAGCCGUUCAUGAACCUGAGUCUUCCGCUAACGACUGAACAGAGUCGUAGUUUCACGUCCGUUAGUCUGACCCUACGACCGCCAAAUUCGGAAGCACAGUCACCAAUUGGAUCGAGUUUGACUUAUUCGACAUCGUCGUCAAAUCCACGGGGUUUCCAGAGUCGAGUGCAAAUCAGCAUUGGACCGGGAAACAUCGGCACAGUCACUUCGGCGCGUAUCCGACCUCCAAUGGGUCCCACAAGACCCAGCAGCCUUCUACCCACGGAUCAGUACAAUUUACGUCGACCUUCUGGUCUUCCAUUGGGACCACCGAGUCAAUUGUCCCGGCCGACGAUGACAAUGAGCGCGCCAACAACACCCUCAAUGGCACCAUCCUCCUCCCUUCAUGCACACUCAUCGGCGACGAGUUUACCCACAACUCCCCUGGGGGCGCAAGGAUCUCUUGUGCCCUCAUCGGAAGACCUGACGAAAAUCGAUCAAGCCUUAUCGCUAAUGACUGAGAAUCAACGGCAAUUGAUCGCCGAGCAAUUGGAGAGGAAGGACCGACUUGCCCGUGAGGUCGAGGCUGAGAAAUUGAGACUCGAGUCCAUGAAGAUGGAAAUCGAGUUACUCUUGCGACCGUUUGACGCUAACAUGUCACCCGAGGCCUACAAGCAGAAAUUACAGAGGGAAAUAUUCCAACUACAAGUCGAGUGUAACAAAAUGGCGAACGAAAUUGAUCAGAAUUCGGAGCCAGGCGUUGCAGUUAGAGAUGCGAAUGAAGAAUUUUAUCGUGGCAUUUACACGGGGCAACCUUUCGGCCCAAGAACGGCGUUAAUACCACCGCCAUUGCCUGCGGAGCCACCAGCGUGGCAAGUGCCAAUUGACAGAGGCAAUCCAGAAGAUAGGGAUGGACCCUCCUGGGUCUGUCGAAUGUGCACAUUCAAAAAUCAUCCACUAAUGAAGAGAUGCGAGCAAUGCGAUCUAUUGCGAAUAAUGCCAUCACUAUCGUCAGGUAGGAAUUUCGCGAAAUUCCCGCUCGAAUCUCAACCACCAAAUAAUUGCUCGACGAGUGGAUUUCUCGGACCGAGACCGACCUCCGAGUCCAAAGACACUUCUCGCAAAUAAUAAUUAUUACAAUCAAUGGGAAAAUGAAAAAAAAAAUUAAGGAAAGAUAAUUAUUUACCUCGAAAGGGAAAAAAAAAUUAUUUUUCGAAUUAAGAAGAAAAUAUUAGAAAGAGAUAAAAUUAUUUCCCUAAAUGACGAAGCAAAAAUUUUGUAUAUAUAUUUACCGACAUCGGAGGUUGUGAAACUCGUGUAAUUUUUUUUUGUGUGUGUUUUGUAUUUAAUCGCAUGCAAUUUUAGAAUGAAUUGGACAAAAAUAAUUUAUUAAUAGUACAGUCUAGAUUUUUGAUUUUUUAAAUUUAAAAUUUUGAACAUUAACAUUUUAUUUAAAAUAAUUUUUAUCCUUCCGUGUAAUAUAUAUUUUCGAUUCAAGGAGGAAAGAAUUCUUUCUUCCUUGAAUCGAAAAUAUAAAUUAUUUAAUUAAUAAUUAUUUAUUUAAUUAAUAAUUGUUUAAUUAUUUAAUUAAUUAAUUAUUCAAUUAAUAAUUUAUAUUAUUAAGAAAAUUAGAAAAAAAGUGUUGUUGUAAAUUAUUGUUAAUAUAAAAAUUCAAAAAUACGCUCCUAGACUAAAUUUUUUCCGUCCUAAUAGUUUGUCCAAUUCUUUCUUCAGUUGAUAAAUAAUGACGCCUUUGAAAUCUUAGUGAGAAUUAUUAUCUAACGGCAUGAAGUGAUUUGUAAUAAUAUUUGUUACACAAUUGACCAAAAUGACGUUAACUAAUAUAGCGAUUAAUACCAAAUAAUCAAAUUGAAUAAGUGCCUGUAUGUAUUUUUCAAAAUGAAAUUGUAAAUGUUAUACUCAACUUUUUUUAGAGUAACUGAUAUAUUUAAUUUAUUAAAUAUAUAAAAUAUGCAGAUUUAUUAAUAAAUUGAAAAUCGCAAUAAUUAGAUAUUUACAGUA
This is a messenger RNA of Leptopilina heterotoma, 2966 nucleotides long. It is a transcript of the gene Tab2, whose product is annotated as mitogen-activated protein kinase kinase kinase 7-interacting protein 3 homolog. The record is from RefSeq and is a predicted model, not a curated record. NCBI's taxonomy places the organism in Eukaryota, Metazoa, Arthropoda, Insecta, Hymenoptera, Figitidae. The transcript is spliced from 6 exons. Bases 459 to 2072 code for a protein of 537 amino acids.